Molecule: messenger RNA, 1595 nt
Organism: Hemibagrus wyckioides
Lineage: Eukaryota; Metazoa; Chordata; Actinopteri; Siluriformes; Bagridae
Gene: tmem98
Product: transmembrane protein 98
Exons: 7
Coding region: 209-871 (220 amino acids)
Cellular component (GO): endoplasmic reticulum
Source: RefSeq, a predicted model, not a curated record
AGCCCAAUCUGGCAACCCGUAUCUUACAUCGCGCGCGCUCAUUCCGGAGCUCUCAGCGCUGUCUCCAAGCUGCACGCGCACGCUCUCGCGCACCAACUGGCCGCUUUGUUUUCGGGAACAAAAACGCGUCAAAAUGGAGGAAUACAGAUGAAACCCCAGACAUCUGAUUAAAGCCUCUGAUCACUCCUCCUGUAUCUGACACAUCACGAUGGAGACGGUGGUUAUUGUGGCCAUUGGAGUGUUGGCCACCAUUUUUCUGGCAUCUUUUGUGGCACUGGUGGUCGUCUGUCGCCAUCGUUAUUGCCAUCGGCCCAACCUGCUGCAUCACUUCGAGUCAAAGCCCACAGUGGAUCUGAUUGGAGCGAUGGAGACUCAGAGCGAGCCAUCCGAGUUGGAGCUGGACGACGUGGUCAUCACCAACCCGCACAUCGAAGCCAUCCUGGAGAAUGAGGAGUGGAUCGAAGACGCCUCCGGUCUAGUGUCUCAUUGUAUCUCCAUCCUGAAGAUAUGCCACACUCUGACAGAGAAACUUGUUGCCAUGACAAUGGGCUCUGGAGCAAAGGUAAAAGCCCCUGCCAGCCUUAGUGACAUCAUCACGGUGGCCAAACGCAUCAGCCCCAGGGUAGAUGAUGUGGUUCGGUCAAUGUAUCCCCCACUGGACCCAAUCCUCCUCGAUGCCAGGGCUACAGCGUUGCUGCUGUCCGUCAGUCACUUAGUGCUAGUGACGCGAAACGCCUGUCAUAUGUCUGGCAGCCUGGACUGGAUCGACCAAUCGCUGCACGCCGCUGAGGAUCACAUGGUAGUGCUCAGGGAGGCAGCCUUGGCAUCAGAACCUGAGAGACGACUACCAGAAAGAGAGCAGUCCAUCUGAGUCACACACACACACACACACACAUAGCAAGCAGGGGAAUGUCACACAAUCCACACAUAUACUUAGUAAUAGCCUUUCUUGCACAAACACCUUAUCUUCGUUUUUUAAAAUCACCUUUUUUAAUCUGUUACACUGCUUACAGCGAUAGUUACAAUCACUUUCUAUUUUUUCACUUCUAAUGUAAAUGCGUUGAAACAAUCAUGGACACUUCCAUUGCAUUAUUCUUAUCCACCUCUUUUUUUAUAGCAUGGUAGUAUAAACCUCCUUAAUCUGUAUACAUAUUUGGAACUGGAAACUGCCACCAAUCAGCGAAAUAUUUGUAUAUAGUGAACAGAAAAUUACAGAUUUAAUAUACACAGUAAUUACUAGUAAGUGUUUAGUUAUGUAGUCAUGUAUAAAAUGUGGAGUUAGUUUAGUAAUGAUGCACUUGAUUAUAUUCUUUGACUUUGGAGCAAAUAAAAAUGUGUUCAAAUACAAAGAUACCAGAUACCAACAGUUAUAAACUCUCUCUCUCUCACACACACACAACUUUUUGUGGCUUGUAAUUCUUAGUCACAUGAUGUUUAAAGCCUGUCUAAUUCCCAAACCUCCCUGCACUGUUCCCACACCUAACAAAUGCCAAUACAACCAGCUUAAACAUUAACACUAAAGUCUUUGCCAGCUUAACUUUGAGCACAUGCACAACAAUCGUAGCAUUGUUAUUAAACCGGCUAUGAAACUAAAA